Molecule: messenger RNA, 1884 nt
Organism: Penicillium macrosclerotiorum
Lineage: Eukaryota; Fungi; Ascomycota; Eurotiomycetes; Eurotiales; Aspergillaceae
Product: ankyrin repeat domain-containing protein
Exons: 2
Coding region: 1-1884 (627 amino acids)
Molecular function (GO): protein binding
Source: RefSeq, a predicted model, not a curated record
AUGGGUAAUUUUGUCUCGGCUUCUCAUGACUGUCUCAAGCAAGUUUGCUUCGAUUUCUUUCGCCGAGCUAGUGAUGAUUCCUUCCGCCAGAUAAUCAGAAAUCUCCGUGGAUUGCGCCUCUCAUCAGAAAAGAAGAACUUCGUGCAAACAACCAUUCCAUUCCUUGAUUACGCAGUUUGCAACUUUCUUUAUCACAGUAAUCUAGCCCAAGCAGGCGAUUUCUCGCAACAAAAAUUUCUACGAGAAUUUGCCGACCUGUUUUCUGAUUUCAAAAGAAUACACACUGCCAUUCAAGGUUUUGCGAAUCGCCAAUAUGGGGAUGACAUAUCUAUUCUGUACCUGCUGGCUGAUAAUGGUUUCCACCACCUGAUACCUAUUGAGCUCCGUGGUGAAUCAUAUGCUUGGAAGCCCAGUGGCCCUAUGGUUUGUCCAAUGGGUGCUGCAUUUCGCAGGGGAGAUCUGGCAACCAUACAAGCUCUGCUGGGAUUCGAAAUGAAAAGUGAGGCCUGCAUCGUUGAUAAUUUUGCAGAGCCAGAGCUAGUUGCUCGUCUGAAAGACUUCUUGACUGAAAGUGAAUUGCAUAAGACUUCUGAAGUUAAAUACUCAAUGAGUGGGCUCCUGCUAAGAUUUGCGUUGGAAAGCAGCCGUGUGAACAUACUAAGGCUUCUUCUCCUCACAAACAAAGUUGAUUUCAAUGCUAAUGUAGGAAAGAAUACUGUGACACCACUUCUUUGGGCAAUUCACGAGUCUAAACCAGAGGUGGUGGAGUUUCUGUUAUCAGAAGCUAAGAUCAAUGUGAAUGGCGAAACCCCGAAGAAAGAUUAUCUAAAAAGACAUCCUCUCAAAGCGGUGUUUAUAAAAAGCCAGAACAGGUACAAUGAAACGCACAUAAAUCGAGAUGCCGCUGAAAUUUACAAAGAAGCCGAUAGAACAAUUCUGGAACUUUUGCUGCGUCACGAGGCCCUGAAUUUAGACUAUCAAGAUGAAGUGGGACGAAAUGCUGCUCAUUGGGCAGCCCUGGCGUGUGAUGAAUCUGCGUUUAGUUCCCUUAUUGAACGUGGUGUCGACAUUCAACACUGUGACUCCGAUGGACGAGAUCCACUGUCAUAUGCUGCUGAGUAUGGCUGUAAUGAUGUUGUCAAAAUUAUACUCCAGCGAGGGAAGGACUUGCUGUUUCUUUUGCUUGAGACCAAGAAAGUCAAUGUCAAUACCGGAGAUGACCAACUCAGGCCUCCCCUGGAAUGGGCAACCCAAACGGGGAAUCCCGCGACAGUUCAGGUUCUACUUCAGAAUGCCGAUGUGGAUGUCAACAGCAGAAACGAAAGCGGUCAAACCCCGCUUAUCAUUGCUAUUCUGUACAGAAGGGAAGAUGUGGUCAAAAUGCUUCUAUCAUCCACUCGGCUAGAGGCAAAUUUGCGAGAUGUUGAUGGACGAACUGCACUAUCUUGGGCAGUUGCACCAUUCAAUCUAAGGAAAGAUGAGAUUCACAGUUCUCCUCGCAGUAAGGGUGUUAUAAAUGCACUGUUUGAGUCACAAAAGGUUGACCCUGGCGUGUUAGACAACUGGGGCCACUCGCCAUUGUGGUGGGCCAAGGCCUACGAUGUGAUGCUCACGGACCUGCGUUCCAUAAGGCAGCUUGAUAAGACAUUUUCUGAGAGCUUCGCGGAAUGGAUUUUAAGCAAACAUAAGUCCAGCACAAUCUCUCUACUCCCUCUAAGCACGAAUAUGGUCAGGCAUGACAUGUGGCAGUUUAUUAAGGGAAGCGAGUCUAUAAAAUCCAUUUCCAAUGUGAAUAUGAACAACCGUUGUGGCCGCCUAUCUUUUACUGAAAAUGAAGGAUUUUCCUUCGGUUAUUCGGGAGGGAGUGCGGCGGAGGAUUGGUAG